AUGUCUUUCAUCGAUGAGACCAUCAACCACCCGGUCCCCAUCCUAUCCUCAUUUGAACCGCACAAUGCAUCACACAACGAGCAAUCCCUGACUACGGUGGACAACGAGAAGGGAAAAAUCGCCGACGAACAGCCAUUGGAAAAUGCCGAUGCCAGCGAAGAUAGCGAUCCAGAUGUCGUCCUCGUGGACUUUGACGAGAACGACCCGGAAAACCCGCUGAAUUGGUCGCCAGUGCACAAAUGGCUGAUUGUGAUUGUUGUUUCAUGGAUGGGGUUUGUCAGUGUCUUCUCAACAAUGACAAUCGUACCCACGGCACCCGAAAUCCUCCAAGAAUUCCAUUCACACAGCUCAGUUGACCAGACUCUCCUCGUCACGAUCUGGGAACUCGGCGAAGGAAUCGGCCCAUUUUUCAUCGCGCCGCUGUCCGAGAGAUUCGGUCGACUUCCCGUCUUCCAUAUCGGGAAUUUCCUCGCGCUGCUCUGCUUAGUCGCCAGCGCGCUGAGCGUCAACAUCUCCAUG
Messenger RNA from Aspergillus niger, 519 nucleotides. RefSeq lists its product as uncharacterized. Gene Ontology annotation, molecular function: transmembrane transporter activity. Lineage: Eukaryota; Fungi; Ascomycota; Eurotiomycetes; Eurotiales; Aspergillaceae. The annotation marks the transcript as partial. Gene Ontology annotation, biological process: transmembrane transport. The transcript is spliced from 2 exons. The record is from RefSeq and is a predicted model, not a curated record.